GCUCAACACAAAAUGGCUGCACAACAUCAUCUGACCUUUCUCUUGACCAUCCUCGGUCGUCAAGACGAAAGCACAAAUGGCUGAAAGGUCACCGCAGGCGACGCGCAAAGAAGCGCAGCAGGACGAAGCAGACGCCGAACAUGGUAGCGACUCAUCCGACCUCGCGAUGAGCGACUCAGCGAAAAUGCGCAAAAUCUACAGGAAACUGGACCUCCGCAUCAUACCGCCGUUCUGGCUUCUCUACUUCCUCUGCUCCGCAGUUCGAAGUAAUGUUGGUCUGGCUCAGACCAUGAACACCUCGAGUGGCCACGAUCUCGGAACGUAUCUCGGAAUUUCCGCUCAUCAAGUCUCCACUGGUUUAGCGCUGUUCUACGUCAGCUAUGUGGUCUUCGAGGUUCCCAGCAACCUGGCAAUGAGCAAGCUCUCGCCUUCAAAAUGGCUUGCACGGAUCGUGAUCAGUGUUGGAAUCAUCGGAACAGCCAUGGUGGGGAUGAAAGACGCUGCAGGGUACUAUGUGUUGCGGUUCCUACUUGGAGCCGUCGAAGCCGGCAUGUGGCCCGGGAUGUCGCUCUUCCUGACGAUGUUCUAUCCUCCUCAUCGAAUGGCAAAGCGGAUCGGAUGGUACUUCACAGCAUCGCAGGUGUCGGCCGCCGUGGUGGGGCUUGUCAGCGCGGGUUUCCAGGAGAUGGAUGGCGCCGGAGAUCUCGUUGGCUUCCAAUGGAUGUUCCUGAUCUGGGGCCUUGUGACGUUGGUAUGCGGCUUCGGCCUCGUUUGGUGGCUUCCCGACCGACCUCUUGCACCUGGCGAGGAACCCAAGGUGACUUGGUUGAACCGCUAUCUUCCGACUGUCAGGCCUGCGUUGCAGGGAGAAGACGCUAUUCUACAUUAUCAGGAUUUGAAACAGGCGUACCAUAACAGUAACUGGACGAUGAAAGACCUGUGGAACGUCAUGAUCGACUGGCGAUUCUGGCCUCUGCUCGUGAUGUAUUUUGGCGUGGUGGGUGUGGGCAACGGUGUGCAGUCGUACGGAACAGUCAUUCUCAGGGCGAUCAACCCCUCCUUCACUGGUGUGGAGCUCAGCCUGCUGUAUGCUCCAAUAUGGAUUUGCGAUCUCAUUGGCAUACUUUGCGUAACGCCAAUUAGUGACCGCUUCUACAAGCAUAGGGCUUUAUGGUUCAGCUUGCCGACUGCCUUACAGAUACUGGGGCUCCUUGUCACAACAUAUGCUGGCGACUCGGCAUCAGCCAGGUGGGGCCGCUACGUUGGUUUGCUGAUCGUUGGGUUUGGCCUGGGUCCUACUGUACCAAUCACAAUGACAUGGACCGCGGAGAUCUUCCAGCCACGGCAUGGUGAGAUUGGUGUUGCGGCUGCAUCUGCUCUGGUCUCCGGAUUGGGAAAUCUAGGCAGUGUUGUGACGAACUAUGCGCUUUUCUCCGGAUGGCCUGAGGACAGACUCCGGUCGCCAGUGUAUCUGGGCUCUAACUGGGUCAUGAUCGCAAUGCUUAUUGCUAGCAUAGCAAGCAGUUUUCUCAUGACUUUGCUGCUGCGAGUUACAGCCAACUCGAGAGUAGCAAAAUAGCAGAAACUAGAUUGUGCAUCUCAUUGCCGGAAUCUGCCCAAGCAGAUGAUCGUCAAUCCUCACUUCUUCUCGCCAUCUAAUC
This is a messenger RNA of Cercospora beticola, 1661 nucleotides long. RefSeq lists its product as uncharacterized. NCBI's taxonomy places the organism in Eukaryota, Fungi, Ascomycota, Dothideomycetes, Mycosphaerellales, Mycosphaerellaceae. Gene Ontology annotation, molecular function: solute:proton symporter activity; dethiobiotin transmembrane transporter activity; biotin transmembrane transporter activity. Gene Ontology annotation, cellular component: plasma membrane. Gene Ontology annotation, biological process: biotin import across plasma membrane. The record is from RefSeq and is a predicted model, not a curated record.